CUUUUUCUCUUAGUGUCCAAAGGAUAUAUCCACAGACAUGUUUGCCCGUCUUUGUAGGUGCUUUGGGAGAGUUGGUGUUGAUAGAGAAGAGUCUAGAGUGACGCAAAUGAAACCUAAAGAGGCCUGCAGACAGACGUCAUCCCCUGAAAAUGUCCUAAACAAGGUGCAGGCCAACGAGGGAGAGGAGAGGCUGAAUAGAGAACUGGAGCUAACUACCAAGGAGAGAAAUGAGCUGACAGAUCGCCUCCUUUAUGUGACAGGUGGAUCCAUGAGCAAGAGCCCCUACUUCAGGCCAAAUCCAUUUUAUGAAAACUUGAAGAUAAAGGAGAAAGAGGUCAUGUCAUUACUGCACAACUUAGACACAAAGAACAUUGAACAUCGUGAGAAAUUUCAGGAGCUCAAGAAGGAGAUUAACUUCUAUCAGUAA
Molecule: messenger RNA, 427 nt
Organism: Rattus norvegicus (Norway rat)
Lineage: Eukaryota; Metazoa; Chordata; Mammalia; Rodentia; Muridae
Product: disks large homolog 5-like
Source: RefSeq, a predicted model, not a curated record